Messenger RNA from Fusarium odoratissimum NRRL 54006, 1636 nucleotides. RefSeq lists its product as uncharacterized. Gene Ontology annotation, biological process: transmembrane transport. The record is from RefSeq and is a predicted model, not a curated record. The transcript has 5 exons. Gene Ontology annotation, molecular function: UDP-N-acetylglucosamine transmembrane transporter activity. Gene Ontology annotation, cellular component: Golgi membrane; endoplasmic reticulum membrane. The coding region runs from base 178 to 1374 and encodes 398 amino acids. NCBI's taxonomy places the organism in Eukaryota, Fungi, Ascomycota, Sordariomycetes, Hypocreales, Nectriaceae.
AGCGUCCCUCGGCCCCCGUCUCAUCUUGGCUCUUCUGCAUUACCUGGCAAGGACAAGCAAGACACAAGGGCAACACCAAUAACUCGGCCCAGCCGCUUUUUGUCAGCAGAGCUCUUUGUUGAGGGAUACCACCUGUCACUCCUUUUUUUCACUAUUUACACCUCCCAUCCCACAGAGAUGGCGACCGAAAUACCUUCCCACAUCCUCCGCAAGAGGACAGCAGCCUCAGACAUGACGGUCCUCGAGAACUCGAUCCGUCGUGACAGCGCCUCUCAAGAGGCUCCUGUUAAUGACCUGGAGCAAGGAUCGAGGCCAUCUGUAGCGCAGAACAUUGCCAAUCUGGUGGCUCACGAGGUCGGACCUUCAUUGUUGACGGUUGGUGUCAUGUUAAGCUUGAUCUUUGGAGGAUGCUGUUCAAAUGUUUAUGCUCUUGAAGCUAUCGUCAACUUUGAACCAUCAAGUGGAACUCUGUUGACGUUUGUUCAAUUUCUCUUCGUCGCUGUAACGGGAUUCAUCGCUCAAUUUGAUAAGAACAGUCGUUUCUUCCUUACACCUAACAAGGUUCCCAUCAGCCGUUGGAUAUUCAACAUUGUUCUCUUCUUCACCAUCAAUGUCCUCAAUAACCACGCCUUCAGUUAUGAUAUUUCCGUUCCAGUUCAUAUCAUCCUUCGAUCUGGCGGAAGUAUCACAACUAUGGCGGCAGGCUAUCUAUAUGGCAAGAGGUAUUCUCAAAUGCAAGUUGUUGCCGUCGUCCUCUUGACACUCGGCGUCAUCUUGGCUGCAUGGUCGGAUGCUCAAGCCAAGGGUACAAGUGAAAGCAGUGGUCGUCCGGCCUUCAGCACUGGACUGGUGAUCCUCUUCGUGGCUCAGCUUCUUUCGGCCAUCAUGGGGCUUUACACGGAGGCAACAUACGCCAAAUACGGCCCUCAGUGGAAGGAGAACCUUUUCUACUCGCAUGCCCUCUCUCUGCCGCUGUUCCUGCCUUUUGCUCCGUCAAUGGCACGUACUUUUGCUCAUCUUAUGACGAGCACCCCGUUACAACUACCAGGCGUUUUCGGCUUCGCGACCACUAAGUUCCAGAUUCCCAGUCAGAUCCUAUUCCUUAUUACCAAUGUUCUUACUCAAUAUGCUUGCAUCCGGGGAGUCAACCUUCUGGCCGCUGCCUCAACGGCUCUCACCGUCACCAUCGUCCUCAACAUCCGAAAGCUCGUCAGCCUACUUCUAAGCAUUUGGCUAUUUGGUAACAAGCUAGCUCCUGGUACACUCCUAGGUGCUAUUAUUGUUUUCAGUGCCGGCGGGCUAUACUCAGUGGGUUCGAGAAAGAAGACACCUGCGGAGAAGGGAGUUUCUGCCAGGGCCAACAAAGCAAGCUGAGGAGCGUGUUGCGUGUUUUCGUCGGUAUAAAGGGUUUUUGCAACGCUCAUCGAAUUGUAGACGGCGUUGAUGGUUAAGGGGGACCUUGCAAGAGACGAUCUGAGUGUAGCCGGACGUCAUGUCCAAUGCUACCAUGUAGGCGCUAUGGUGAAUCUUAUAUGCUAACGAAUACCAAAAGCCAAAGAGCUUAUAUAGACUAGACAAUCGAGAAUGCCAUUUUCGAAUAGACCGUGGAUAUUUACCAUAUUUGUGUUGAUAUCAA